Molecule: messenger RNA, 1430 nt
Organism: Bombyx mandarina (wild silkworm)
Lineage: Eukaryota; Metazoa; Arthropoda; Insecta; Lepidoptera; Bombycidae
Product: ribosomal L1 domain-containing protein CG13096
Source: RefSeq, a predicted model, not a curated record
CAUGUGGAACUGUAUUGCAGAGUAGAUUUUCCUAAACACAUUAUUAUCACUAAUUACGCCGCUUACAACAAAAAAUACGUAGUUAAAGACUAUAUAUAUUGGAAUUUCAAGGAAUUACGCUCUGUAUCUAAUUACUAUUUUAGAUAAAUUCCCAUUUUAAAUUAACAUUUAAGUUUUGUACAUUCAUUAACGCAUGUUCAACUUUCUUGUAUUUGUACUUAUUAAUGAAAAUGGUGUCUGUGGAGAUAAAGGUAAAGAAAGAAAAGAAAACCAAAGUAUUUGCAGGGAGCAAAGUUGUCAAGCAUAAGAAAAAUAAACCUAAGAAAUCUGUAGCUGAAAAAGCAUUAAAACCGAAAAAUUAUGUACAAAAUCCAACUCCGGCACCAAUUAUAAAGAAAAAGAAAAAGUAUAUUAUGCCAACGAAGAGUGUGACAAACGACGUGGUAAAUUCUUGUUUAACUGCUAUCCUGCAAUUAUCCAUACUCCAUAAGAAAAAAAAUACUAUCCUUGAUGAUGAGUCACCAAUAUUUUGUGAGAUAUCCUGCAUCAAGAUACAAAGUGUUCAAACUAAUAUUAAAUUUGUGCUACCUAAUAGCACUGCAGCAUCAACAGGUGAAAUAUGUUUAAUAGUUCCUGAUAUGAAAAAAGGAAGAAGGUUUGAUCAUGAGCCAACAAUUGAUCACUGGGAAGAAUUAUUAAGGAAAUCUGGCGUAACACAGGUAAAAACAAUACUUCCACUAAGGCAAGUAAAGGUAGAAUAUGAUCAGUUUGAGUUAAAACGUAAAUUAUUAACUCAACAUGACUUUAUCAUGGUCGACACCAGAAUAUUGAGCCAUGCAUCACAUUUGCUUGGAAAAAUGUUUUUCAAGAAACAUAAUAUGUUAAUACCAGUAAGACUGCAUGGCCAACGUGACCUUAAGAAAGCCAUUGAAGUUGGUUUACGCACUGUAGUUCUCCGUUUAAAUAUUGGAAUAACAUCAACCAUUCUUCUUGGUCAUACUGGUAUGCCACUGGAUACAUUACAAGAAAAUGUCAUUUCUUUUGUUGAUCAAUUGAGAACUAGAUAUCCAGGGGGUGAAGCCAAUAUAAGAUCUCUUGCACUAUGUAUUCCGAUGUCUAUAGCUGUGCCACUAUAUCUCACUUUAAGAUCAUCAAACACAGUUAAUGCUCCCAAAAUCAAAAAGAAUAAACCAAAAACUUUCAACACAAUAGAGGAUGAAUUGUCAACAAUUCCAGGUAGCAAAGUGACUGUUGCACCAGACGGGACAGUACAUGUUAUAAAACCCAACACUCAAAAGAGGAAAAUAAAUACUGUAAUUAAGGAAGAUGAAGAAAUUGAAUCUGAAAAUGAAUACAGUGAAGACAAAGAUGCAGCAGAAGAUGACCAAUCUGAAUAAAGACUUAACAAAAUAAAAUUAAAUAAUAUUGAA